UCGUCGGAAUGUACUCCGAUUGCUUAUUCGAGGCGUGGAUGCCGCGGCUAUACUUACUCCGAUUAUGCAAAUAUUCGGCUGUAAUAACGUUAACAAUGCCAGCAACUUUAUGCGCGCGUGUAUCCUGACAACGGUCUUCGUGCACUUCAGUUUCACUCACGUGCAGACAGACUUGUAAGAUUCGUUCUUAAGAAAUCGGUUGUACAAAACUAUGAAAUACCAAAAGUAAAACGCGUAGGUUUAAAAAUGAUUGCACACUACAACAUUCGAACGAUGAAAAAUGUAUCCCGAAAUAAAUGUUUUUACUACGUAUUUUAAUUUGCGUAAAAAUAAGUUUAAUAAUCGGCUACUAGAAUACGAUCACGAUUACUAUCGACGUUAUUCGAUGGAUCGACUCAGGAGUCGAAUCACGAGCAGUUUGUUCCGUCUUCCUUCUUCUCUUACAUAUUUUGUUAAUGACUCAUUUUUCUUCGCUGCCUAGCCGCACUGUUCCGUACGCGCAAUUAGUUCUAACUAUACGCUGCUCGAAGAUUGUCACCGCAUAUUUUAAUGGAUACGCAACAGUCAAAUCCAUUCAGGAAUUUUUCACAUUUAUUUGAAGUCGACGCGUGCGAUCCCAUCAGAAGGGGAAAAAGGCUUAUACAUAUAGCAUGAUUCAAAUGUACCUUGUUAAGUUUUUCAUUAACGAUAUUGCUCGAGGAUGAAAUAAUAUGUAACUAUUUAUGUUAAACCACUAUUAUUACUUGACGGAGUAUUUCUUCUUCCGGAUGUGUUUUUAUUUCGUUUUGAACUCUAUUGUAGACUUACGUAUUGGACAUUGGAAAAGAAAAUUUAUAUUGUACGGUGUUAUCAGUAUUCUGCGGACUUUUAUGCAGAAUUGUAUUUGAAAAAAUGUAAUCGAUUUGUAGAUUUUUUACUCGUAUAACUUCACAACGUUAGAUUCAGAUUAAUUUUAUAGAUUCUGGAGUUAAUACGCGAUAGAUACAUUUUCUUACAUGCAAAUUUUCUAUAAUUGAAUAAAAAACCGAAGAAAUAAAGUUGUCGAUUUUAGCACUCCUCGAACAGUUUCUAUUGAUUUUUCUAACAGAAAUCGUGUUCUAUCUACUGUUACUAUUGCGACGUCCCUGUUCGUUAACACGUGGCACUGUCAGCUAGUUUGUGUUGACCGGGAGUCGUCAUGACUACUGAAACGAUCGCCACGCGACCGAGACCGCUACACACCGUUCACAGUAGGAAACUUGUACGUAAUGGAACGUUGACGAUUACUUAUUUUCGACUUGAUACUACGUUGUAUCACCCGAUGAAAAAUGGUGGUGAUCGACAAACGUAGAUCUCUGAUAGUGUCCACCGCGGGACACUUUUUCGGCGUGCCGCUCGAAAACGACUAUGGGUCGUCCGUCAACGAAGAAACGGUGUUGGCCAAUUUCUUGGACAGAGCAACGUGCAGAAUUCUCUGCGCGCAACCGGCUGAAGUCGACGACGAGGAAGCGCGAUUGAGAUUGAGCAACGAGUUAUCUGAUGAUAGAAACACUCUGGUCUUCUUUAAGUUAACGGAGGCAGCCGUGACGGAAAAGAAUUUUCACGAUCUCGUUCAAAUCACGACGACUGGAAGUGGGAAGGGUUCGACGUUGGUAGAGGCUCUCCGGCAAGUAUGGGAGCCGACGCUACGAUCGUCCGGCCUCGAUUCUUCGUACUUGAAGAAACUCGAGGAGCAUCUUCUUGGCUCGUCAGCCGCGACUUCCGUUCUCGAGGAGGAGGAACACUGGACGAAGAAGCGCGAGGACGCCAAAAGAUCGCACGAGAGAACGGUCCUAGCGGAAGCUUUGAAAAUCCUGAGGAGCAUCAGGGCUGAAUUAGAGAGCGCAGCUGCCGCGAGAGACGGCUUAAUCGCCGUCGAAGAUGCCGUGGAAGCAGCGUCGGGAUACGUCGACGAUCUGUGGAAGCUAGGAGAUCAGGUGUACUCCGAGGAACGGAUGAAGUCUUUUUUGGAUAUCGUUGGAAACGAAGUGGUGUCGCUCGUACAAAAUGCGAUCGACGAGCAGAUACGAAGUCCCGACGACCGGGUAAAAAUCGAAGCGAUCACGAACGGAGCGAACAUCUGCGAUAAGUGGACGAACAUGACGGAAAGAUUCACGACGCUGUUCUGGCCUCAUCACUCGGUCCAUCCGUGGAAAGGAGCCGGUCACACGCCGGCGAGGUGCUCGCAAAUCGGUAAACGACUCAGGGAGAUCGGCGAGCUACGCGCGCAAUAUCGCCAAUUAACAAAACUACUGACUAUCAAUGAAAGAUCUGGUCUCGGCACAGAUUCCUUGAUGCGAUCCUUCGACGAUGUCAAAGUCGCGUUCGACGACGGCGAGAAGGAUUGGAAUCGGCUGAAGAGAAGGGUCGAGGAGGCUCUGGUACCAGCUGAAGAACGAGUCGCGCAGCAAUUAAAAUCUCGAAUCGCCGACGCUUCGAGUCCUAAUUCUCUUCUCGCCGAAUUUCGACGAUAUUCGGAAUUGAUGAAGAGGGACGGUUUGAAGCGAAGUUUGCGCGGGGAACGAGAGACUUUGCUCGCGGCUUACGGAGAUCUUAUAGAAAGUUGCUUGGCUGGGCCGGAUACGGGAGAUUUGUUGGACAUUCCGAGGAUCCUUCAAGAAGUUCAAGCUGCCAGGUCGGCCGAAUUAAAAUUGGAGAAUCUGAAUAAGUUAGGGAAGGAGUUACUUUCCGAUCUUCCUGGAUACGAGGAGAUCUCGUCGCGAGUAAUCGCGGCAUCGAAGGAAGUCGAAAGGAAGAGGCAAACUUUCGUCGACACUUGGAUAGAAGAGACCGAGACUGCCAUCGCUAAGAAAGAACUGACGCUUGGCACAGACUCGGCUGUUGUGGAGCUGACCGGGACCAGCAUGAUGAGAGUCACCUACGAUCCGAAGUUGACGACUCUGAUUCGAGAAGCUAGGGCGCUCUCCAGCCAAGGCGUCGAGCUUCCUCGAGAGGCGAGGGACUUGGUCGAAAGGGCAGAAUCACUCGCAGGUCGCGCUAGGGCUCUGCAACAGAUAGCCACCUUCCACAACACGAUUGGCGAUCGUAUGGUACCGUCUCAGAGACCGUUAAUGCUGACCACUGCCCUCGAACUGGCCCGAGCCGUUCAGGAACAAUCCGGCGUGGUCUGGACCGAUCCCCAAGCCAUAGAUGCUUAUACCGCCAGACUAAAAGAAUUGGUGAGGAAGUUUGCGCGACAGAACUCGGAAUUAGCUACAAAGCACAAUUCCUUACGGGAAUUGGUGUCCAAUUUGCUGAAAGGCGAAACCGUCAAUCUGAUCGGUAAUCAGAACGCUUGGAAAGACGCGUUGACAAACAUGAGGACGAUCGUCGACACCGUCGAGGCUGAAUACGGUAACACAAAAGCGUGGAAGCUGCAUUGGGACAGACAGCUUCUCAAAGCGCUGGGCGUAGCGUACAGGGGCGCGUUGCCGUCUCUGUUGAAGAAGUUGCCGGAGGUUAAAGUAGAGCUGACGUUUAGGGACGGCUCGUUGCAAUGGCGACCGUCCCUCGAGGAGAUCCGCGCGAAGCUCUACUCGUCGGUCCGCCGUUCGCUCUCGAUCCCCAUGAAUUUCCGAGGCGUCGGGGACGCCGCCGAGGCUCGCUUCGGCGGCCUGAUUCAAAGGAGCUGCUACCUGUUCGGCGGUGUCUAUAAACAGGCAGAAAUCGCGCUCUCCGCUCUGGAGACGCUUCGCUCCAAAUGGCUUUACCUGGUCGCGCCGGCCAAAGUCGACGCUGCCGAACGGUUGAAAGGGAAAUCGCCGCAAGAAUGGACGAGGGCGUUUAAAGAUGCGAAGCAGUGGGCCCAGGAGGUUGGCAGACUACGUGGAAACGAAGUGAAGAUUUGGUGCAUCAGCGUUGACACCGCUACGACCAGAAACGACCUGGAAUCGGCUUCUCGUCGUUAUUGGGAACGUUUGUGUUCAGAUCUGCGGGCAGAGGCUUCCUCCAGGUUGGUCGCCGUCGUCGAGUUCCUGUCCUCGGCGUCGAGGGAGCUCGAACGCAGACCUCGAAACGUCGAGGAAGUCGGAUUGGCUUACGAGGCUCACGCUCGCAUCCAAAAACAAUCUGCCGGCAUGGCCGAAGAGAUGGAAGCUGUUACAGGCUUGUCCAAAGUGCUCGCUGCUUGGACCAGCGAGAAGCUCGAAGGCGUGAGCGCAGCGCACACGGGCUGGCAGGAUCUGGCGGACCGGCUGGAGCGUCACAAGAGCGUGGUGGACCGCGAAUUGGAGGACGCUAGAGUGAAUAUUCGUCACAGAGCUGUGGCGUUGCGAGACGAGAUCGAGAGAUGGGAGGCGAAGUGGUCCUCGAAGCCCGAGAUCCUCGCGUUGGACUGGAUCAUCUCGACGAAGGAGAGGUGGACGUAUCUGAAGCAACAGCUGGACGUUCUCAGGAGCGACUGUCGAAAGAUCGACGCGAACGUCGACGACGUGCUCGUGGACAACGACGAGAAAAUGAAGAUCCUCGAAUCACAGUUGGAGGUGGAGGAAUCGAAUUGUCGAUUCCAGGAGGAAUUCUUGGAGGAAUUGAAGAAUCAGGAAGAGGAGGAGUGGACCGUCGCCAGGAGGAGAUUGCCCAGGCUUCACGAUUGGCUCGACUCGUGGGAGAGCAGGAUACGCGUUCGGUCGAAGGAUUCGACCGAGGCGAACGAUAACUUGGAAAUGAAUACGUUCGUCGGGAAGAAGCUGCGCGAGGUGAGAGCCACCAUCGAGUGGCUGCAGCUUCUACGCGGCGACGAGAUCGCCGAGGAACAUUGGUCCGAGCUGAUGCCCAUUUUAGAUUUGAAGAACGCGAGGACCGUCAGGGACGUCACGUUGGGACAUUUGCUACACUCCGCGGAAAACAUUCGAGAGAACGUCGAGAAGAUAAAGGAAAUAACGAAGAGAGCCGCGGCGGAGAGCGGGAUCCGGCAAGGGUUGAUGGAGCUCGAGUCCUGGGAGACGUCGGCUCAUCUCCAACUUCAAGAAUCGAAAGACAGCAGAAACGCGAACAUCAUUCUCGUCGAGGAGUACGGGAGUUUAUUGGCUCGAGCAGGUGAAUUGAGGCUCCUCUUGGAAGGGGCGAAGAGUGCCGCAGGGUACGACAGGUUCGCGGAGAAGGUCGCUCGCUGCGAAGCCGGCUUGUCGGAAGUGGAAGAGCGAAUAAAGGUGCUGAGUACCGUGCAGAGGAAGUGGGUUUACUUGGAGCCGGUUUAUGAAGGUGGCGCAGCUCCGAACGACACGGGAAGAUGGUCCAGAGCCAACAAAGAAUUUAGAUAUCUUAUGGGCGAAGUGUCUCGCGAUCCAAGAGUGUCUUCUUUGCGAAGAUUACCGAUAUCGGCUUUCACGAAUUUAAAGGACUCUCUAGACCGAUGCCAAAAGAGCCUCGACGAGUAUUUAGAGGAGAAGCGAUCGUCUUAUCCGCGCCUGUACUUCCUGAGCGACGAGGACCUCUUGGAACUAGUCUCGGGCAGCGGGCGAGGCUUGGAAGCUCAUUUACCAAAGCUGUAUCAAGGCGUCGGCUCGACGAUAACGGACGAUAAUGGACUGACGGCCGUCGUAUCGGCGGAAGGCGAAAUAUUACGGCUGCCCCAGGCUGUCGAUCUCCGGGACUCGUUACCGCGAUGGCUUAGCAACCUGGAAGAGAGGAUGAAAAAUGCUCUCCGAGAUAGUUUGGAGAAAUGCUUGGCGGACACGUCGCCCGACCCCUCCACCUACCCGACUCAAGUUCUGCUGCUGGCAGAGAGGAUUCGUUUCACGGAGCGUUGCGAGACCGCAUUGAAAGACGGCCGCUCCGCUUUGAAGAAUCUGGUCGAAUACCUGGAGACGCAAAGAGCUAGGUACAGAGGCCUGGAGGAUGCCGGUGACAAAUUAACGGCUUUAAAAGCGCGGGGGCUUCUUCUCGAUACCGUUCAUCGUUUGGGCGUAGCGAGGAGCCUUUUGAACGCCACGCGAAACGAAGAGAGCACCGUUUGGACUUGGCAGAGACAAAUACGGAGUUACAGAACCAACAAAGGUCCAGUGGUGCGUUGUGCCGGCGCGGAGUUUCCGUACCGUUUCGAGUAUCAGGGCGCCGCGGUAGGCUUGGUCCAAACCUCAUUGACUGAGCGGUGUUUCUUGGCCCUGGCGCAGGCCAUGAAGCUCGGUUUGGGCGGCAGCCCGACGGGUCCAGCUGGAACUGGAAAGACCGAGAGCGUGAAAGCCCUUGGCGCUAUUCUCGGCAGGCCCGUGUUAGUUUUCAAUUGCGACGAAGGCAUGGACACCGGAAGCAUGCGACGGAUUUUAGGCGGGCUGGCUCAAGCCGGAGCUUGGGGUUGCUUUGACGAAUUCAACAGACUGGAAGAGGAGACUCUGAGCGCGGUGGCGAUGCUCGUCAGACCUCUUCAGGAGGCCGUCCGCGACGGAUCGUCCCACGUGCUGUUGGCCGAUCAGAAGGUGAACCUGGACCCGGACUGUUGCAUCUUCAUCACGAUGAACCCUGCCGGAUCGGAAUACGGAGGCCGUCGCAAGCUCCCAGACUCCUUAGCGCGGCUCUUCCGACCGAUCGCUAUGGCGCAUCCGGACAGAACCGACAUCGUGAAAGCGUUGUUAGAGUGUGCCGGAUUCUUGGACGCGUCGACGCUCGCCAGACAACUCAUCGAAACUCUUGACAUCGCGGAGAUAUUGUUGUCCAAUCAGCCACAUUACGACUGGGGCCUCAGGGCUCUCAGAUCCGUCCUCGAUGCUCUCCCUACGAAAACCGAUCUGGACGAGACUAGCAGACUGGUGGCAGCGAUCAGAGCAUCGACGUUGCCCAAGUUGACGCAGGAGGACACCCUGCGAUUUCUUUCCCUGUUGGGAGACGUUUUUCCAAAAGCGAGUCCGUCGUCGUGGACGUUCGUCGAGAGACAGGAUCUGCGGAAAGCUCUGCUGGAAAUUUGCGGCGAACAGGAGUUAGAGAGGGAAGUGGCGAACAGAUGCGUUCAAUUGAACGAUCAAUUGAGAAGUAGAACCGGAGUGGCGAUCGUCGGACCCCCGGGGUGCGGUAAAACGACGAUUAGGAAAUUGCUCAGCGAAGCGCUGAGUAGGAUCGGUGAAACUGUAGUUCAGUUCCACGCGUUUCCGGGAACUAUGCCCAAGUCGAGACUUCUGGGCAGCGUCGAUCCGCAGACCAGAGAAUGGAAGGAAGGGUUGCUGUCGAACGCCGUUGCGUCUGCUGGAGACUCAACCACUUGGAUCGUACUCGACAGCGACGUGGAACCGGAAUGGGCAGAGGCUUUAAACUCUGCUCUGGACGACAAUCGAUUGCUGACGUUGCCCAACGGCGUGAGCGUGAAGCUCGGCGCUGGCACGAGAUUCAUCUUUGAGGCUGAGAAGCUGGCCGGUGCGAGUCCUGCGACGGUGUCGCGACUGGGGGUGGUCCACCUCGGUUCGACGAGCCCUGGGAGCUUGCUGACAUCGUCGCGUUUGAAUUCACUUCCGGAAGCGGCGAAGGAGCUCGCGAAUUCUCAUCUCCGUCUGUGCAUCGAAGAAUGUUUGAAGAUCAACGUGGACGUGUCCUCCGCGUGGGGCCUGACGGACUCGGUGCUUUGCCAUUUGAAGAAUGCUCGGACCUACACUUCCGUUUCCUACGGAAUGUUGACGGGGUUGUGCGGCCAAGUGAGAGACGAGGGCGCCAGGAACGAAUUAGCGCGCUUCAUUUAUCAGUCCACGGACUGUUGGUGUCCGAAUACCCAGGAACCGUGUUCCGUGUUAUACAACGAAGAUACAGAUAGAUUGGAAGCCAUCGGAGACGUUGACGAAUCGACGGAUACCGAAGAUGGUCCUGUUUCGUUGUCAGGCGCGAUGAAACAGGCGUUGUCGUCGGUAUUGCCAUGGAUCGCGAACGAUCGACCGAUAUUGAUAAGAGGAGCGGAGGGUUGCGGAAAGACCGCCCUGAUAUCCGUCGUCCUCUCGUCCGUACGAAGCACCGAGCAAUCGACGUUGAUAAAAGGCUCGUCCCUCUACGGGUCGCAAGAUCUGGUGAUGAAACUGAAAAGAGCCUGCGUUCAACUAAACUCGUCUUCCCACGGAAGGACGUACAAACCUAGGAUCGGUUCCAGGAUCGUAUUAAUCUUGGAGGAUGUUCACCUCGCGUCCAAAAGUUUGCAGGAAUUGGUGCGAGAGCUGAUUCAGGAAGGAGGAUUCCACGAGGAGGACCUUGAAUUCGCGAGAGUUCCUCUGACCAUCGUGUGUACUGCUGAUGCGACGACGAAGCUGCAUCCGAGAUUAGAAGCGUUGUUAUCUACUCAUUAUCUACCAAAUCCGAGUACAAAGGACAUCACAGGCAUAUUGGAGCUGCAUCUAAGGAACUCUUUAAAAGGGGAUCGCGUAACGAUCGAAUCGUGGAUCGGGCGGAUGGUACCUGUUAUGUCGGAUGCUUAUCGAUCGAUCGCAUCCUCUCCCGGCUGGACACCGAAGGAUUUGGUACUGUGGGCGGACAGCCUGCAAUAUUAUCCUACCCCGGAGAACGAAUCGGAUAUCACGCGUCACCUGUUGGACGCUGGCCAACGAUUGUUUCAUCCAAGGUUGACGCCGAGAGAGCAGUCGCGUUGGGAGUCGAUGGUCCUCUCGAAAGGUGGUGAGUCAACAGGAUCGGGAAGCGAUGUGUACGUAUGGAAACAUGGGAACAACGGACUGUCGCCGUUGGACGAGGAACAGUGGCGGAAGGAGAUGAUUAACGCAGCGGCGAGAUGCGCCAGGGAAGGCGAUCCGGUGCAGGCGUCCAUCUCGUCUCACCUGUUGCGCGCGGUCGCCGGUUUAAGUUGGGCGCUUGGGACGAAACUGCGUGGCAUGAUUUUGAUCGGGCGACCUGGGGCUGGAAGAAAAUCCGCGGUGAGACUCGCCGCUAUGUUCUCCUCCCUGCGUUUAGUGGAUUCGGGACCCGGUCGCGGACGAGUAUCCGUGAAAACCGCGGUGCAAGCUGCCGGAAUCGAUGGCGAGCCGACGCUGCUGCUAUUGGAAGAACACCACGCGAGAGAGGUCGGGUUGCCGGUUUUGGCGAGCGCAAUCGUGUCGAGAGGCGAGCUUCCGGGAUUGUUUACAGUGGAGGAACUCGACGGGUUAAUAGCGCCGUUGGCUGACGUGGCGAGAAGGGAGGAUUUUUCGGGCACGUUGGAACAGUACCUCUAUCAUCGUCUUCGGAACUAUCUUCGCGUGGCGAUAAUUCUGGACAGCGGAGAACUGGACUCGUCCUGGCUGUCGCGCUCUAGGCUCCUGAGGCAGUGCGUACUGAUCGGUCCGGGCACGGGGAAUGAAUGGUGGACCCGGGCAGGUUCUCUGACCGAGGUGGCUUGCCAGCAGAGCGAGGUCGAACUCGACGACCCCGAGGUGCCACCGGCUGGCGUCAAGGAGGCCGUGAACGCUCAUCUCCGGGCACCGGCUAGGCAGCAGGCGCCUGCACGAUUCUUCGCGCUUCUGCACACCUGGAAACACUUGCGCACGACUUGGACCGAGGAAAUGGAGCAAAAGUUGGACAGUCUCGAGGCUGGCGUAGGAAAAUUGAAGGAAGCAGGCGAGCAAGUGGCCAAAUUGGAGGACGAAGUUUCCAAGCAGCGUCGGGAAUUGGAGGCGGAGCAAGGCCGGGCGAACGCGGCUCUCGAAAAGAUCACCGCGACGAUGCGAGGUGCCACGGGACAGAGGGGAGAAAUGGCCAACUUGAAGGCUGAAACCGAACGAGAGAGCGUGGAAUUGGCCCGCAGGAAGACCGACAUCGAGGGCGAAUUGGGAAAAGUGGAGCCGCUGGUGGAACAAGCGGCGCAAGCAGUAGCUGGCAUCAGCGCUGACGCGUUAGCGGAAGUUCGUUCUCUGAGGGCACCCCCGGCGCCUGUAAGGGACGUUCUCGAGGGCGUCCUUCGAUUAAUGGGCAUAAAAGACACCUCUUGGAAUAGCAUGAAGACUUUCCUGGCAAAGCGCGGUAUCAAGGACGAGAUUAGAACAUGGGACGCGAGGAGAAGCACGGGCGCGAGCUUGGAGGCGGUUGCCAAGUUGGUCAAGGAGCGACCGGAGAGUUUCGAGGAGAAAACCGCGAAACGAGCCUCGGUGGCCGCGGCCCCGUUGGCCGCCUGGGUUCUCGCGAACCUUCAAUACGGCCAGAUUCUUCAGCAAGUCGCACCUCUGGAACGAGAGCAACGCCAGCUAGCCGAGCGUCUAUCGGCCGCCGAAGCGCAAAUCGACAAACUCGCAGCUGGGUUAAGUACAGUGGAGAGCCGCGUGGCACAGCUUCAAGAGGAACUCGCGGAGCAUUCGAGAGGCGCGGCCGCGCUUCAGCUGCGCGCCGAGGCGACCGAGGCCAGGCUGGUAACCGCGAGGUCUUUGUUGCAGAAAUUAGACACCGAACAUCGCGACUGGCAGGCUCAACUCGAGGAGUUGACCGCCAGGAAAGAGAAGCUCGACGUCGAGGCCGCUACCGUUGCAUCCUUGCUGGUUUACGAAGAUCCCGGAAGGGACGACGAAUGGAAGAAAUCGGCCGUCGAGGUGCUGAUCACGGAAAGAGAGAGACUGCUUUGGCGAGCUCAAGGGUUGCCGGUGGAUACCGAAAGUUUGGUCGGAGGUGCGUGCGCCUUGAGAGGUCCCCUGGUCCCCGUGUUCGUGGAUCCGUCCGGCGUAGCGGUGUCUUGGCUGAGGAACAACGUCGGCUCGAGGAUGGAGGUGACCAAACCGGAAGACGGAAAGUUUCUGACCACGUUAGAGCUGGCGGUCAGAUUCGGCAAGCCGUUGUUGGUCGAAGAGCUCGUCGAGUUCCCAUCGAUCUUGCUGCCGCUGCUGCGAAGACGUCCCUUGAAACUCGGCGAGCGAACUUUGCCAGCGCCGCAGGGCUUCAAACUUUUCCUGGCGACCAGACGCGACAGAUUGGACGGCCUGCCGAAAGAAGUCGACUCGGUUUUGUUCAAGAUCGCUCUCGGCGACGGAACUACGAGCCUGGCGGAGAGAUUCGUGGAAAAGGUACUGUUGAAGGAGACGCCGGAGCUGGCGACGCAGCGAAAAGAGGGGCUGGAACGCGAAGAAAAAUUAUCUGGCGAACGAGACACCGCGAGAUUGGAUCUGCUGGCGCAGCUGGCCACGGCCAGGGGUCAGGACCUUCUCCGACAGGAGUCCGAGGGCUCCCGGGGAGGCCUUUUGUACUCGUUGGAAGCCACUCAAUCGAAGGCCAAAGAGAUAGCCCUAGCCCUCGAGGAGAGUCGGCGGACCGUCCAAGACGUCACCAGGAGAGCCAAAGAGCAUGAGAAAGUGGCCAAAUCCGCAGCGAACCUGCACAAGAUACUGAAAAGUCUGACCGCAUUGAAUCCGUUGUACGUGUUUUCCGCGGAGGCCUUCACCGACAUUUAUUUACAAGCGGAAGAUCACAGGAGAUCAGUGCUGUCGCAGGAUAAGAAGGAGCAGGACAGUCUGAUCGAGAAGCGAUUAGUAGGAUUGACCCUCGAAUACUGCUCGAGAGCCGUCUAUAGGAAGCAUCGAUUACCGCUGGCGUUGCAAUUAGCUCUCUCGUUGAGCUCGGUGCCGAAGGCCGAAAGGAACUUUCUAUUAGGAGAAGUUUCGCUGGACGACGACGAAGAUUCCGAGUACCGAGUACCCGAUUGGAUACCCGAGGAACGUCAGCUAUCGGUUCGAAGUCUAGCCGCGGCUUUCCCGCAAAUAGCCGGUAGGAUGAAACCAGCUUGGUUGAAUCAUGUUGGGAACAUAUACGCGGAGAACGGUCUGACCACGUUUCAGAAGGUUCUACUCGUCAAGACACUUCGUCCCGAUUAUUUGCACACUGCGCUUUCCAAAUUGGCUGCCGAAAUACUAGGCGUGAAGGAUUUGACGUUGGCGCCUUGGUCCCUGAGGAACGUGGCCGAAGAGGAAACGGCGUAUCCCGUGCUGCUACUUUUAUCACCGGGAGCCGAUCCCGGUUCGGAGCUGAGAGCGUUAGCGAAUAAUCAGGUUGCGUCCGCGACGGGAUUCGUCGAAGUGUCUCUUGGCCAGGGUCAAGUGGCUCAGGCAGAAGUCGCGCUCGAGAGUGCUUGCCGGAAUGGAAGUUGGAUACUCCUGAGCAAUCUGCAUCUGGCCCUGAAUUGGCUGCCCCGGCUUGAAAGCCUCCUACGAUCGCCGAUGUGCACGAGCAACAAAAACCCGGCCACGAGAAUCUGGUUAACCACCGAGGAAUGCCUGGGAUUUUAUCCCAGCCUGGCCGCUCUCUGCCUGAAGCUCGCCUACGAACCUCCCGAAGGAGUGAAGAGGAACGCGAGACGAUCUUUUCAACAGCUACAUCAGAAUCGACAAGACCUGAACGUGGCUGGCAGCCUGAUGUUGUCCUGGUUGCACGCCAUUCUUCAGGAGCGACGAAAGUUCGUGCCUCGAGGCUGGAUCAGAGCGUACGAGUGGAACGAGUCGGAUAUCGAGGCCGCGUACGAGCUGGUUGUGAAAGAGCUAGCGAAGAAGAGCAAGGACAAGAUUGGCAGCUGGCAGACUGGCAGGGGACUGUUGGACGUAGCCAUUUACGGCGGUCGCCUCCAGGACGAUUACGACGCACGAGCUCUUUACUCGAUCGUUCGCGACGUUUGGUCCUCCGAGGUGUUUGAAGGUCGGAAGAAAUUGGCAGGAGUGCUUAGGGUGACCGACGCUUCGUUCGAGGAUUCUGUUAAGGCUCUGGAGAAGAUUCCGGACACGGACUCUCCUAAGGAGUGCUUCGGGCUGCCGGCCAACGCGCACAGAGCUUGGGAGAGGACUGCCGCCGAGGCAGCCUUGGCUCAUCUCAAAGGAGUUUUAAUCAGGGUGUCGGAUAACGAGGAAAAAAAUAAGAAAACCGCGGAGUCGAAAGUUCAAAGAGACUUGAAGGACUUAAUCGAUCGUCACGGUUCCAUUUUUGCGUCCUCGCCGACCGUACCAGAAAAUAGAAGCAACGACGCCUUGCAAAAUUUCUUCAUCGACGAAAUGAAUUUAACCAAGCGAAUGCUGAACCGUAUUCGAGUCGACGCGGAAAUCUUACCAUUCGACGAUUCUAAGACUCCUAAGCAUUGGAUGGAAGAGUGGAAGCAUGGCCCGGAAGAAGUUCUACCUUUCGUCAAAGGGUUUCUGUCUAGACACCAAACUCUCGAGACAGUUUUGUCCAUUUCCUCUACGGUCGUCGACGUGUCCAGGCUGGCGAGACCACGAGCUUUUCUGACCGUCCUGAAACAGCACACGGCGCGAGAAGCGCGUCAGCCUUUGGAGAAUCUUCGACUUCACGUGAACUGGCUCGAAAAUCGCAGGAAUGAUUGGAAGACAUCGUUGAUCAUCGAGGGACUUUUGAUAUCGGGAGGCUCGAUAGAGCACGGCGCGUUGAAGGACUUGGACCCGGACGCAGCUUCCGUGGCAGCUGCGCCGAGUUGCCAGAUCGCAUUUUUAACAGACGAUCGAGCCGCGAUGGGUAAAACAAUGGGUGAUCACGAGACAAUGGAGAACGGUGAUUCGGAAGACGUGCUCGACGUUCCCGUUUACGCCAACUCGCAGAGGGACGUGUUCAUUUGCACGCUUCCGGUCGGAUGUCCCAGGGAGGAACGCGACGACUGGCUCCGUCGAGGUGUCGCCUUUCAUUUGAAACUGAUUUAGACCCCGAAUCUUACUUCGCAUCAGUUCUAUUCGAGGCUGCGGGGCCACCGCUUUACUCAUUCAAAUGAUAAUUCAGGUUAAAGUAGAAUUUGUGCAAUUCGUGUAUUAUCGGUAGACUGCGAAUUUCAUAGAGGAAAAUUGAAUCUGUAGAAAAUCGAUAUAAAUGAUGAAAUGUAUGUUAGAGUUUCGACGUUGUAAGUGUUUCACUUUAGGUAAAAAUCUGCAGUCGAAUUAUUACCAGUAUUAAUGUACGUAGGUGAAAUAAUAUAUGAAAUGUAUUAAUUUGACAAA
Messenger RNA from Ceratina calcarata, 13874 nucleotides. RefSeq names its product dynein cytoplasmic heavy chain beethoven (gene btv). NCBI's taxonomy places the organism in Eukaryota, Metazoa, Arthropoda, Insecta, Hymenoptera, Apidae. The transcript has 45 exons. The record is from RefSeq and is a predicted model, not a curated record. Gene Ontology annotation, biological process: microtubule-based movement. Gene Ontology annotation, cellular component: dynein complex. Gene Ontology annotation, molecular function: ATP binding; dynein light intermediate chain binding; ATP hydrolysis activity. The coding region runs from base 1308 to 13583 and encodes 4091 amino acids.